AUGCAGCACGGCUCGGUGGGGCCCUCGUCGUCGGCCCGCAAGACGACGGUGUCGAGCACCGCCGGCGGCUCCGUCCACCUCCAUCACCGCUCGUCCAACGGCUUCUCGACCUCGCCGAGAGCUCCGUUGAGCCGACACAACGAGAUGGACUUUGGAAAGAUGUUCGCGGUGAUGGAGAAGGGACACAAAGUGUGCAAGAUCGCAGUGCUCAAGAAAUGGGAUCCAGCCUACAAGCAGCUAACUUUGGACCGGAAUUCCAGACAAAUAUUCCUCACCAAACUGGAAUUAUCCGCAGUGAGGUAAGUCAUUCGAAGUAGUUUCCGGUUCUCAUAGUCGUUUUUUGUUUUUCAGAAACAAACCAACCAUUCUGGACAUUCGACAAAUCCGCGAAGUGCAAACACUCCACUACAAACUGAACACGAUCAAAGUGGACGAUAAAUGGAAGAAGGACCGGGAAAUAGUGAACUUCGAGGCCAAAACCAUACUGAUCAUCUCGUAUGGAAUGGCAUUUGCCCUUUCCUACUGGAUUCUUCUCUGUAAGUCAUUUUUCCCAAUUGGCAAUCAAAAUGAGACUGUUGCAGUCGAGAGUGAGGAUGCGUGCAAACUGUGGUCGCACGGGCUCAGCAACCUGAUGAUCGAGACGAGGGACCGCGAUUCAUCGCCUCAUCCGUUGAGGAUCGAACGAUUUCUCCACAAGCACUUUCUCGGCCUCAUGUCGCCGGCAAACGAUGCGUAAGUAUUCAUGAAAAUCAUUCAAACAAUACUAGGUGGUUAUUUUCAGAGUGGCCAGAAAGCACAUGAAGCCGUUCGUGCAGACUUCUCUUCAGUUCAAAGUCGCAUCGGAUCAACUGCAGAAAGUGACGGAAGACCAGAUGAACUUUGAUCAGUUCAGCUACGCCAGUCGGCAGUUGAUUCACGUGCCCGAGCUGUUCUCCUCCCGUUUCGCCGAUCUCGCAGAGAAGCACGAUCGGAUUGGACUCGUCGUCUCUUUCCAGAACUUUCUGCGGUUUCUCGACGGAAAACAGUUCGAUGAGCUGGCCUCGAACCGAACUAGAGCUCUCGACUUCCUCAACCGCUACUUUCACCAGGAGCAAUCUUAUUCUGGCGAUAGAAAUGAGCCAGUGAUGACCGUGCUCGAGUUCUGUGACUUCCUCUUCUCUCGUGAGAACUCCCUGUGGGAUCCGUCGAACGAGAAAGUGACUCAUGAUAUGAGCAGGCCGUUGUCCCAUUAUUGGAUCGCCAGCAGCCAUAAUACGUGAGUGAAAAAGCAUUCAAUCAAAGUAAAGUUCUGGAAUUUCAGAUAUUUGACGGGAGAUCAACUCCGCUCCGAGUCUUCCCUCGAUUGUUACGCACAGGCACUGUUGAUGGGAUGCCGGUGCAUCGAGUGUGAGUCACUCUUCUCCGGAUCCCCCCCACUUAACUAAUAUUUUCAGUGGACUGCUGGGACGGUCAGAAGAAAACGGGGUCGAAUGAGUUCGUCGACAUUGUCAUCUACCACGGGUACACGAUGACUUCGAAGAUUCUGCUCCGCGACGUGCUCCACGUCAUCCGACAUUACGCAUUUGUGACCUCUGAAUACCCAGUAAUUCUGUCCAUCGAAGACAAUUGUUCGGUUCCUGCUCAACGGCUUCUGGCUCUUGAGCUCAAAGAAAUUCUCGGUGAUUAUCUUCUGACACAGCCGGCGAAUCGAGAUGAGAAACAGUUGCCUUCACCGGCGGCGUUGAAAAAGAAGAUUAUUGUGAAGCACAAAAAGUUGCCAGUGGAGAGUGAAGACCUGGCGGCGGUGGUGAAAACUGAUGAGUGUAAGCUUUUGAAUUGAUAUCAUUCGAAACGAUAAUGUGCGAAUUGCAGUCCAAGACACGGAAAUCAUUGCUCGGGAAUGCGUCAAAAAGGGAAUUCUGAUGGUCCGCAACAACAGCACUCACGAGUGGACCUCCCACGUUUUCAUCCUUUUCCCCGACCGUCUCUGCUAUCUCAUUCAAACUGCAGACGACAAUUCGAACGACGACACAGUCAGUGUGAGUGGAGACGAAGAACGGGAAGAGGAGACGCCUUCUGGAUUCGGAGUGCGGCCGGAGGAGAUGCAUGUGACUGAGGAGUGGUUCCACGGGCGGUGCGAACGGGAUGAGGCGAAGAAAAGGAUUCUGGAGCACAAAGAGAAAGGAAACGGAUUGUUUAUGAUCAGAGAUUCGAAUCUCUUCAUUGGCGACUUCUCGCUCUCUAUUCUGCACGACGGAAAAGUGCAUCAUGUGAGAAUCAAAUCGAAGAUUGUCGACAGUGAGUUGAAAAGGAUAACAAGAAAAAGGGUGCGCAAACAAUCUGAUUUUCAGAAGAGAAGAAGUAUUAUUUCAUGGACAACAAAGUGUGUGACACCCUUUACGAAUUGGUUUCCUACUACACCCGCCACUAUCUGACGACUGCGCACUUCAAAAUGGUGCUCACAAUCCCGUGCCCUCAGCCCCAACCUCAUCUGAAUCAACCGUGGUUCUCAGUGACCGCCGACAAGGAGAAGGCGGAGGAACUGUUGAGUCUGGUGCCAGAGGACGGCGCCUUUCUCAUCCGAACCUCUUCCACCGACUCAUCAGUUUUGUCCUUUCUCUCAAGGUCGACGGAGAGUUCUGGCAUUACCGGUUGAAAGAGACGGUCGCAUCUUCGUGGUCAACCAGAAAGUGUUGAGAAUCUGAAUCAGAUUGUCGAAUUCUACGGAAACCGCGAGUUUGUUCGUGGAAUCAGUCUCCGAUUCCCAGUCAAUGAGAAGGAUAUCAGCCAUCUGACUGCCGAGCUGGCGGAAGCACGCACUCCCGGAUGCUACAUGGAUCUGAAGGACCUGGACAAAGAAGUACAGGCACGAUCGAUCCGCCCGUAUCGAGGAACAGCGGACGAUGAGCUCUCGUUCCCUGCAAACGCUAUAAUCACUGUGCUCCGGAAGGAAGAAGGGUUGUGGAGGGGACGGUACGGAUCCCUCACUGGAUGGUUUCCGUCGGCACACGUGCAAGAGAUCCUUCCCGAGAAGGUGUCCACUUCUGGUGAGUUGAGCGAAAUAUUAAAUGAAAACUGAUUCAAACUAUUCAGAAGCGAGCAACUACAACACAAUAGAGCUGGCUGGAACUCUAAUCGAAAGGAUCCACGACGCUGAUCGACCGAACGUCAUCAAGAUUUCACAAUCGAACUCGCAUUGGAUGAACAAGCAAUACUAUAUGCUGGCUGCUUCCUGUAAGUCUCUGUGAAAUAUCAAGAUGGAAAAAUGAGUGUUUCAGCAUCGGAAGAAGCGGACGGAUGGCAGAACAAUCUGUUCGAGCUCACCCGUUCUGUGAACAACAAGAUGAGCAUUCUGAGGACGAAAGAGAAAGAAAAACGGAUUGCCGCCGAGCUGUCGAACCUCGUGGUUUACUGUCAAGCAGUUCCAUUCGACCCUGCGCACAUCUACAACGACGCAUUCUAUGAAAUGUGCUCAUUCGUCGAAGGGAAACUUGAUAAGCUCAUCGAAAAGGGUCUUUUGCCCUUCAACUCGCGAAAACUGUCCCGUGUUUAUCCGAACGGAAGCCGGAUAACUUCGAACAAUUACAGUCCGGUGCCGAUGUGGAAUGCCGGCUGUCACAUGGUCGCUCUCAAUUAUCAGACGGGCGACAAGCCGAUGCAGUUGAACCAGGGAAAGUUUUUGGCGAACGGGCGGUGCGGAUUCGUUCUGAAGCCAGAAUACAUGCUCACUGACGAUUUCGAUCCGUCGAACACGGAAAAGUGCGGAACUGCCUAUCCGAUCCGACUGAAUGUGCAAGUGAUCGGAGGACGACAUCUGUCCAGAAGGGACAAGAACAAGGGAAUCUGCUCGCCGUUCGUCGAAAUUGAAGUGAUCGGAAUGCCUUGCGACACGAAAGUUUAUCAGACAAAGACUAUUGCUUCCAAUGGUCUCAAUCCCAUCUGGAAUCAAACGUUCACCUUCGAAAUCCAGUGUCCAGAAGUGGCGCUGCUCCGCUUCCACGUGGAGGACGGUGAUUUCGUGGGACCGAAAACGGAUCCGUUCAUCGGACAGGCCGUCUUCCCAGUCGAUUCGAUCCGCUGCGGGUUUCGCUCGGUGCCCCUCAGGAACCAAUACAGCGAGGAACUCGAGCUCUCCGCUCUUCUCGUCGACGUGCAAAUGUGCUCAAGAGAAGGCACUCAGCUCAUCCGCUCCUCUUCUCAUUUCCUCCAGGUCGGUGCUCUUUCUCAACUUCUCCAAACAUUUUCCGUUUCUCUUUCAGGCUAGCCGACUCGCUCCAGUCUUUGCUCAUCGCAAAAUCACGAACGGAGACAGUAUUCCCCGUGAGAUGGCUCCCCGACUACGAGGCUCGGCCACCGAUCGCUCACUCGACUCUCCGACGAGUUCGGAAUCCCGGGCCACACUCCUCGGGAGCCAACAGCGGGGAAGUCAGGACUCAACGGAAAGCGCAGAGUAAGAAGAGAAACUUUUCGAUAUUUUCAAUAAUGUUUCAUUCUUUCAGAACUGCAUCGAUAGCAUCCGGAACGGUCAGCUCACGAGACGGGAAAAAGAAACAAAACUGGCUCAAAAAGUUUUCAUUUGGCAAAAGUAGCAAGUCGUAG
This is a messenger RNA of Caenorhabditis sp. 36 PRJEB53466, 4578 nucleotides long. The record is from the annotation of a GenBank genome assembly. NCBI's taxonomy places the organism in Eukaryota, Metazoa, Nematoda, Chromadorea, Rhabditida, Rhabditidae.